This is a messenger RNA of Penicillium brasilianum, 2788 nucleotides long. The record is from the annotation of a GenBank genome assembly. NCBI's taxonomy places the organism in Eukaryota, Fungi, Ascomycota, Eurotiomycetes, Eurotiales, Aspergillaceae.
CUUGUCGAGACGCCAACGCGACUCGGAGUAACCAGAGCGGGCGCCUUGUCCAAAGCUUGUCUGUUGAUCCUCAUUCUCUCGUUCAUGAUCCCUCCAAGAAACUCAUCCUGACCAGUAAAUCACCGCCGGCUCCCCUAUCAACCUGUAUCCUCGACAAAAAACCCACUCGCUCAAUAUUCACCCCCUCCAACUAUGCGCGCCAAUUAAACCGCGGACCGCUUGAACCACCUUGAUUCAUGCACCCCUUUUCCAUCCUCACCCUUGGGAUCUUUGUUGCGGGCUACAUCACCGCUCGGUGGGAUCUUGUUACCCGCCUGUACGAAUUGGCUAUUUUUGCGUGGGACCACGGUGUUGUGACGAGAACACUCAAAGGAUUUCUAUUUCUUUCUGUCUUUUUCUUCCUCCUGGUCCUGCCAAUCAAUCACCUGGCAUCGAGAGAGGGGAACCUGCAUCCGCGCCACGUGAAUCUCGGAGUCUCCGCGCGAGAACAGCUGCGCCGCCGAGGCUCGUUCUAAGGGUCCGGAGAAGGAUGACAAUAUGCUCAUGAGUGAUGGGCUAUUGCGGGUAUUCUGGCCAUAUGAUCUCCCGCGAUCUUCAUCGCCAGGAGUGAUUGUUGGAUGGCGCAACUCGGAGCUAGAUCUCUUUGUGCUUACGGUGUUGGAAGAUGUCGAGCCACGCAACGUCGACAAUGCGCUUCGCGCAGGUAUUCUUUUUCGAAACAGCCCACAUCCAAUCGUUCGCAUCUUUACCUUGUGCGGCCGAUCACAGAUGCACGUUCUCGGCUCGACGAAUCUGCUGUCCCCUCCGACCUCGUUCAAUCCCUCCCAUCUAUACGUGAACACACAAUCCACCUCCAAGGUUCCUCAAAUAUACUGUCCCCCGGGCACGAAUUUGUCGGUGCAAGUUAUCAUGUAUGAUCGCCCGCAUCCGACUCGCAUGGAGUACAUGUCUUUGCAUCCUAUUUCGCUGGCACUGGGUGAUAAGGUCGCGGCCUUGGAGAAAUUUGGUCCAGUCUCUGAUAAGGUCGAGUCCGAAGAGGAGAGGGAAAAAGCUAGGGGCCGGUUGCUGGUUGAGAAACUCAAGUUUCACACGGUGGUGAAGCAUGCGCCCUCGCAGAAAGAACAGGCACUUCCGUUGAUCAUCAACCAAGUCAAUUGCGCAUAUGAAAUGGCUCAGCUGAUGCAUAAGAAUACUCACCUCAUCGGUAUCCGUGCCAAGCGGAGUAUGAGUGUUGGAGAACGCGUGGUCGAGUCUGCGACGACAUUGUGGGGGUUCAUCGUCCUCUGUCUAGCUCACGUUUUUUGGCAGUGGAUAUGGCCCGUCAUCACUAGGGUCUUCGUUAUAGGGCUUGUGUGUCAUCGAUCUGUCGCGGAGAUUGUUUUGCAGGUCCUUGAAUGGCGGGCGCGGCCGGAUGCUGCUGCGCUGAAAGAUAUCUCUGCGACUGCCCAGCAAGUGGACAUCCGAUUGCAGCAAUUCUGUUACUGGCCUAUUCAGUAUGUCAAACUUCGUCAACGAAAAGACAACUGGGAAAGUGUGACGACCAGCCACCCGGAUUAUAUCCGGUUCUAUAAUAGCUUGUGGCUUGUCGCCAAUGAUGUGAUCAUUGGCAUCGCUCUCGGAUCCUAUAUCAUCGACAACGCGAACUGGGUAGCAUCGCAAAUCAAUACCGUCCUGACGGGCUGGACUGUGGAAGGCCUGCAACGCACCAUCUCUUGGUUGAUGGAUUGGCCUGCUGGUUUGAAGUUGAACAACGAACUCGCGGCAUUCCUUGGUGACUUGUUCUUGUGGGUUAUUGAAAACUGGGCCGCGUGCAUCGCGAAUCUGCAACCAUACCUUCCACAUGUCAUCUACAUUGUGGGUUGCUCCAGUUUCGCCGGCGCCAGCAUGCCCAUCGCCUUAUUCUCCGACCUUCUUUCUAUACUCACCGUCCACAUCUACUCCUUUUACAUUGCCUCUGCUAGAAUCUUCAACUGGCAGCUUACCAUCAUCAUUUCACUUUUCCAUCUUUUCCGUGGAAAGAAGCGCAAUGUCUUGCGCAAUCGGAUAGAUUCAUGCGACUACGACCUCGACCAGCUUUUGCUUGGCACCAUCUUGUUUACCGUCCUUUUCUUCCUUCUCCCUACAGUCAUUGUCUUUUACCUCACCUUUGCCUCGGCUCGAAUGUUGAUCAUCACGAUGAAGGCUGGUUUCGAUACAUGUCUGGCCUUUUUGAAUCACUUCCCGCUCUUUGCGUUGAUGUUGCGUGUGAAAGACUCGAGGCGACUACCCGGUGGCAUCCGAUUCGAACUUCGGGAUGCAUUGACUAAGGGUUCCAUUGAAGCAGAGUCUCCGGCUGUUUCUUACAUUCACCUCGAGUCCAUUCCCCUCCCGCUCCGCGCCAUGUUCGACCAGUACUUCCAACUUGGCCACCGACUGCGCAAACAUUAUCUAGCACCCCGAGUCAUCUUCUGUCUCAUGACGGGCCGCUUCGUCCCGCCCAUCCACCGCCGUAACCUGUACAGUAUGCAAUAUAGCAUGCUGCCGGCACGUCGUGCAGGCAUGGCCGAAGUUUGGUCAAUGUUGACGCAGCCCAAGAAGGGUGGAAGCGGAAGUGGCAGUUCUGGCUCCGUGGGGGGAAUGGGGGCCUUGGGUAAUCCGCUUCCUAAGGUUCCGCCUAAUUUUGGACAGGGGGAUGUUCGUCGACGGGGGCAUCGGUGAUUUCGAGUCUUCAAAAUAAUACCCUAGUAUAUAGAUCGUGUUCGCUUUCGAUUAAUUAAUCAUUUUUGCCUUGAGGCAUUUUGCAUGUCGA